UGUCACUCGUUCCUUCGUGGCCAAUAACGUAACCGCGUCACGGCCGUCACGGCGCACACGCGAAGAUGGAAGCCGGUUAUAUUAGCGUCGGGUUGCCCUUCAAAUGACACUACUUCCGUAGUUGCCGAAGUGUGAACAACUCCCUGACGUUCGUUACUCGCAUAAACAAUCAUGAGCAAAAUUGGAAUCAACGGAUUCGGACGUAUCGGACGUCUCGUUCUGAGAGCGUCGAUCGAACGCGGAGCGACAGUCGUCGCUAUCAAUGACCCGUUCAUCGGUCUUGACUACAUGGUUUACAUGUUCAAAUACGACUCGACCCACGGUAGAUUCAAGGGUGAGGUCAAAGCUGAGGGUGGAAAUUUAGUUGUUAACGGCAACUCGAUCGCUGUCUUCAGCGAACGUGACCCCAAGGCGAUCCCAUGGGGCAAAGCCGGUGCUGAGUACGUCGUUGAAUCCACCGGUGUCUUCACCACCAUCGAGAAAGCUUCCGCUCAUCUCGAAGGUGGCGCAAAGAAGGUUAUUAUCUCGGCGCCGUCAGCUGAUGCUCCGAUGUUCGUCGUAGGUGUGAACCUUGAGGCCUACGAUCCCAAAUACACCGUUGUCUCGAACGCUUCCUGCACGACCAACUGUUUGGCUCCUUUGGCCAAGGUCAUUCACGACAACUUCGAGAUCGUAGAGGGUCUCAUGACCACCGUUCACGCAACAACAGCCACCCAGAAGACCGUUGAUGGACCAUCCGGCAAGUUAUGGCGUGACGGACGUGGUGCCGCCCAAAACAUAAUCCCCGCAGCGACAGGAGCAGCGAAAGCCGUGGGCAAAGUAAUUCCGGCUUUGAACGGAAAAUUGACGGGAAUGGCUUUCCGCGUGCCAGUAGCAAACGUCUCGGUCGUUGAUUUGACAGUGCGCCUUGGAAAGCCAGCGUCUUACGACGCGAUCAAGGCUAAGGUAAAGGAAGCUGCGGAGGGACCACUCAAAGGAAUCCUUGGCUACACCGAGGACCAAGUUGUCUCGUCCGAUUUCAUCGGUGACAACCAUUCCAGCAUCUUCGACGCCCAGGCUGGAAUUCCACUCAACGAUCAAUUCGUCAAACUCAUUUCUUGGUACGACAACGAAUUCGGUUACUCAAGCCGUGUCAUCGAUCUUAUCAAGUUCAUGCAGACCAAAGAUCAGUAAACGCGAUAAGAAAAACAAUAUCAAGAAAAAAUACACACACGCGUACACAGUUGAAAAAUCCUCCCUGAUGGGUCGAUCGCAGAGAAAUCGUUGGGUUUAUCUCAAAAUAAACAUAUAAAUAUAUGUAUAUACAUAUAUACGAGAAUAUUUAAUGAGUAUGUCGUCGCGCACAGAGCUCUAUGAGCGUUGUUCUCCGUACAGAACGAUCACGGCUUGACGAGAAGUAACUUCAAUGCUUUUCUUUCCCUUAUCGAAACAUUACUGAUUUUGAAAAUCGAGAAAUCGAUUUUCAUGAAUGGGGAAUGUUUCAUCUUUGGUAUCGAAGAAAAAAACAAGAAUGAAUCAUGAUAUCCUGUACCAGGAUCCCGAUUUUAUCCUUUUUCCAAAUAAAGAAAAGUUUUAUUCCGAGACUGAUUUGAUUGAAGAAAUAUCUACUUUCAACUUUUGGUUACCUCGUUUCCCUCAAAAUCUUUGCUCCGUGAUCGUUACUUUGCGUGAAAUCUGAAGCGUUAAAAAAAAACACUAUACACCGUUUCAACAAUUACACAGUAGACAUGAACACGAACAAUGUUUUAUUUUUGACAUCCAUCGUUCAUCGAGAUCGACCUAUUGUAGAUUGAACUGUUCAUGAAUCUUUUCACAUGGGUCGAUCCUUGCUGUUAUUUUCCAUUCGCAGAACAUCAAUAAAAGUUGUUACAUCCCGUAAA
Molecule: messenger RNA, 1880 nt
Organism: Venturia canescens
Lineage: Eukaryota; Metazoa; Arthropoda; Insecta; Hymenoptera; Ichneumonidae
Product: glyceraldehyde-3-phosphate dehydrogenase 2
Exons: 4
Coding region: 172-1173 (333 amino acids)
Biological process (GO): glycolytic process; glucose metabolic process
Cellular component (GO): cytosol
Molecular function (GO): NAD binding; NADP binding; glyceraldehyde-3-phosphate dehydrogenase (NAD+) (phosphorylating) activity
Source: RefSeq, a predicted model, not a curated record